Adineta steineri is the source of this 1776-nucleotide messenger RNA. The record is from the annotation of a GenBank genome assembly. NCBI's taxonomy places the organism in Eukaryota, Metazoa, Rotifera, Eurotatoria, Adinetida, Adinetidae.
AUGUCAACGGGUGAUCUACUUAGUAGUACACUCAAUUGGCCCGGAAAAGGCCUUUAUGGACUUAAAAGUAGUGUACUUCAAACAACUGAAAAUGAUCUUGUCAAACAAACCAUUGUUUCAGAUCAUAUGAGAAAUCAUUAUCGACGAUUACAAAGUGCAAAAUCUGCAGUUGAUUCUAAACCACCAAAAGCAAUGGUACUAGGCCAAAAAUGUCGAGAUCGAGCUCGAAAAGAAUUAGCUCAAUUGGUCUAUACACAAAAUCUACUUAGUCAAUUUGCAGGUGGAAGUGCUCAAGCAACACCACGUGGUAGAUCUGCACAAAGUGCACGUCGAACAGUUCAAUCACAACCAACAACAUUUCGUGCACGUUCACGAAGUAUUGAAUCAUCUCGUAUGAUGACUCGUUCUUUAAAUAUGAAUGGAUUAUUGCAAAAUCUAAAUCAAAACAGUUCUAAUGAUGGUGAUAUUGCCAAUAAAUUACUUGGCGGUGGUGUUCUUUCUCAAGCAUUAACAGCAAUGACUGCUCUAGGAAAAAUGACAUCAACAGCGCGAAAUAAAAGCAGUGCGGAUGUUCUUGAUAAACAUCCAGAUUUUUUUGUUCAACCAGAGGAUGAAUAUAAACCACGUUUAGUUAAACGGGAUGGAGAUUCAUCUUUACGAAAUAAUCGUAAAUAUUAUAAUCCACCAACAAAAGCCAAAUCUCGUUCAAAAAAUACUGAAAAACAAGAAACAAAAACAGAAGAUAAUGUACCAAACGAAAAUAAACCAAAAGAUGAUGAACAAUUAGCACUUAGAGAACAAUUGAAUAGAAGUCUUGAACUUCGACAUAAUGUUGAAAAGAAAAUCAAAAAAGCUAAAGCAACUACAGCGACAAACUCUGUAUCACGAAAACAAUCUGAUGAAGCAUUAAAACAAUUUGGUUUAUCGGAACAAGAACGUUUGGAGUAUAUGAAAUUCAUGCAAGAAAUAACUGAUGCAAUUAUACGUAAGAAUUUAACUACGGAACCUGCAAUUGAAAAAUUAUUUGAAUUACAUAUUGAUCGAAAUGGAGGAAACCUUGAUAAACGUCGUUUACGUGGUCUUUUAGAAGCAUUAAAAGAAGAUCUGGGUGUUCGAACAUCUCGAAAGAUUGAUACUUAUGCUUCAGUCCAUAAAGCUACUACUUUUGAUCGAGAACCACUUCCACCACAAAAAUCUGCUACAACAAGAGAAGAUUCGUUAAUUUUAACUCCUAAAACGAGUGAUAGACGAGGUUCAGCUUAUGAUCUCGAUGCUCCAUUACCUUGGCAAUCUAAUCGUGAUGAUUUUGAUAAACAACCAACGAUAACACCACGUAAAACUCAUGAAUCAAAACCAAAAAAUUUCAAUGAUGAUCAUCUAUUUUCUCCACCAUCGACAGCUAUAAAACCUAAACCACGCUUAUCACUUCACACACAAAUUGAAGAUCAUGAACAAUCCAAUGAUAUUCCACAUACAACAACGACUGAACAUGAAUCGACUAUUCCAAUGAAUUUCAAUGCAACCGUUCGAAAACCUAUAACUGACUUACAUAAUCUUAAUUGGUUGACGGAUACACCAUCAGCUAAAACAACCAUCGAAAAAGAUUCAUUAGAUAAUGGUGAAGAACAUCAUCAUCAGCAUCAUGAAAAACUAGAAGCAGCUGAUGAACAACGAAGUCCAUCACCUCAACAACAACACCAUCGUUCAGCAUUCGAAACGUAUGGUAGUAAUGAUUUUGAAGACAAUGAUAAUGAUACAGACGUUUCCGAACAAUAA